This is a messenger RNA of Drosophila willistoni, 740 nucleotides long. RefSeq lists its product as uncharacterized. The transcript is spliced from 3 exons. NCBI's taxonomy places the organism in Eukaryota, Metazoa, Arthropoda, Insecta, Diptera, Drosophilidae. The record is from RefSeq and is a predicted model, not a curated record. Bases 252 to 740 code for a protein of 162 amino acids.
AGCAUCGAGUACAUUUGAGCUAGGCUUUGGGCGUUGUUUUCAUUUCACUUUGCAGGUGUAUAUUAAACAGUAAGUGUUUGGGUUAAACUAGAAUUAAAUAAACAAUUACACAAAGCUGAAUGAAACCAAUUGGAAUUGGCAAGACAACACAUUGCAGGCAAAUGUUAGUGGCCAUUCCUUAAGGGAAACGCAUAAGCUGGCAUCCAUUCUCACAAUCUCUCAUAAAGGGAACACACUGAUUCCGGAGGAUUAUGUCCACCAUCGAAGAGGAGCGUAAGGCAUACGAGAAGAAUCCAUAUUUCACUGGUCACAUAUACGGCAAUUUCUCGCCGUUUUAUGUGACAAUUGCCAUUUGCACAGUUGUCUUGGGCACAAUUAUUAUAUUGAACAUUAUUUUGGGUUGCUGUUCCAAGCAUCGCAAAUAUUGGCAGGACAGACAUACUGGCAAUCGUUGGCUUGUCUCCAUUUGGUCAGCCACACCGCAUAAGCAGCCGCCGCUAGAUUUUACAGAAUUGAAAGACGCUUCCUAUUUCCAGAAGUUUCAUCCCACAACCCAUCAGCAAGUGUUUCCCACUAGCGAAAACGACAACGAACUUGUCAUUGGCAUUGACGAGUUGGAGCCCGUGCAUUCUUCUUCGCAUCAGCAUCAACGUCCGCCCCGCCCCGAGGGUCGAACUCUGCAUCAACAGCGUCAGCGUGGGGAAUACGUAGAGUUGCAGAAACGAGAAAGCGACAUUUAA